Molecule: messenger RNA, 2412 nt
Organism: Bemisia tabaci
Lineage: Eukaryota; Metazoa; Arthropoda; Insecta; Hemiptera; Aleyrodidae
Biological process (GO): proteasome-mediated ubiquitin-dependent protein catabolic process; multicellular organism development
Cellular component (GO): cytoplasm
Molecular function (GO): ubiquitin conjugating enzyme binding; ubiquitin protein ligase activity; zinc ion binding
Source: RefSeq, a predicted model, not a curated record
CACCAGUCUGCUACGCACCUGACGAGGCGAUAGACAAUCAGCCCGCUCUAGACAAUCAGUUCCCUUUAGACAACCAGUUCACUCUCGACAACCAGUUUGCUCUCCCGCGCGCGAAUUUUGUGCUUUACCGAACGUCGACUUCACACGUAACCCGCUUUUUUUCUCUAAAACUUCGUGUUCGGUGAGUUUUUCGCAAGCCUCUCCGCGAAUAUUUCGUCCGAGACUCUAUCGAUAGAUCGAAGCUAGAAUUUUCGCGAUCGAUUAUUUUUUUUUUUUUGUAGAAUUUUUUGCGAUGACUGUCGGUUCUUAUGGUGCGAUUUUCUGAGGACGCGCCGUGUUUUAUCUCGAGAUGUUGGAUAAGCUAAAACAAUGGGGCCUUCGACUUGUGAAAGGGGACGCCGAGAUUGAAGGAGUCAUCGCUGCCGAGCUUGUGUGCAUGCGCCACGACCCCAGGGAGAUCCCUCGACCCUUCAGAAACAUGCGCUUCUUCUGCUCCCAGAACAACAACACCGUCUUCCUUCCAGAUCACUCGAUUCGAGAGGACUCUGAGAAUGGAGGAGGUGUGGUUCCUUGCUGCAUGAACUGCAAAGAACUGGUGGAAAACAUAACGGAUUGCAGUAUUUGUCUCGAGCCUUUUCUUAAGAGUGGGAUUUCCUCGUGUCAAAAGUGCGGAAAUCUGACGUGCUGGUCUUGCGCUCAGAGGCUCUUCACAUGCCCUUUUUGCAGAGUUGAAAUGGGAUUCUCGUGGCAGAGGAAUGUGGCACUCGAGAAGCUUGUUAAUAAACUUGAGCUACCCUGCAGAAAUGCCAAAUGGGGCUGCAAGCUGCGUAUGGUCAAGAGCCUGCGUUCAAGUCAUGAAAACAAGUGUAAAUUUAUGCCGGUUUACUGCCCGCUGAAACAGUACUGCAGUUGGCAAGGUGACAUCAACAGCCUAUCACAGCACUUGGCUGAAGUGCACUCCCUGACCCUCCUAGCCGGCAACCGAAUAACCGUUGAAAUCUCUUCCUUCCGGGCCAAAAUGAAGCAAAGCGAACGUAGGAGCCAAAAAUAUAUCGUCCUGCUCAACUGCUUCUCCAUGUUCUUUUUCUGUAAACUGUCCCUUUACCGUAAAAAGUUGACCGUAGUUUUCAUGCAAGUAACCGAUAUGAACGCUAUCAUGUACAGUAACUCAGCGAAUCAGAAGUUCAGUGCAUGGUUGGAGGUAAGCAGUUCGUUCCGAACGAUUAAAGGUGUCAUGCCCAUCUCGAGCGUCAACAAGAACAAUAAGGAGCUCCAGUUAUCGUGCGAGAGUUUACUGUCUCCAUGGAAACAGACGGAGGAUCGGGUGCGCAUUGGAAUUGUCGUGCACCCAUCACAAUGAGAUCUCAAUAUCGUGUUACCAAUUUGUACAUUACUCCUGAAUCUAGUCACUCAACCCAGGUUGAAUUUAAAGUAAGGGCAUUCUGAGACCCACUUGAUUUGAAUAAUGGAGCUUUCAACUUUCACAGGCUUGAAGUAGGAUCAAGUGGGUAACAACUGCUUCUCAUUUAACCAAUUAUAAAAUUGUUAAAAUAUGAAACCAUACUGCCUUGAAAAAAUUGUUAGUAUUUGAUUUAAGCUGGUAGUUUUCGUCAUAAUUUUUCAAGCAAUGAGCAAAUCAGUGAGCUACGAGGAAAAAACUUUGGUUGAAACAUUGUUUUCAUUAUUAUUAGCUCUCUCGUACAAGUGUAUUUGAGGUUCAAUGGUUUGAACAUGUGAAAGCACCGGAUAAAGAUUGUAUAAAAACCUUUCAAGGUUGUCAAAUCACAGUUGGAAAAUUAAAACUGAAAAAAUAGUAAGAACUUACUUAACCCAUAAAACCCAUAAAAACCCAUCUGUAACAUUAAUUUUUAAUGGGGGUGCAUUUCACUUCCCAUCUGUAUAAUGAUCAAGAAUUUAUCUGAAAUUCAUUUUAGGCUAGUUACUCUUCAAUUUUAGAAGCCAUCUGCCAAGAAAAAUGCAACUAAAUAAGUUACCAUUAUAAUUGAUUUUUUACUUUUUUACGCCCAUUCAUUGCCAGUGUAUUGCAUGCAUGGAAAGUAAUUUUACCGCAGUUUACCAAAAUAAUGACAGAUAGAUUAAUAAGUCUUUCUAGAAAGUCUUUCAGAGCUGUGCUUCUCUUUUCUUUUGAACUGUCAGUGAAAACCUAUUUUAUCAGCAGCCUAACUAUUGAAAAAAAUUUUCUCCCAAUGAACUUCCUUGUGAAAAACUACUUGGAUUUUCAUCUUCUUUCACCUGUUAUUUCCGUAGUGUACUAUAUAGGAUUUUGCUCUGUUUGUAAAAUUUGUUUUUAGUCACUGGUACACCUAAGUAUUUAUGUGCAUGGAUGAAAAAGAAAUGUGUUUUUGUUUAAACAGAUUCUUUAAGUUACAAGUAUACGUUUUCCAAAUUUGA